AUGCCUCAUACCACCGGUUCUGCGGCAGAGCUUCCCUUGCCUCGGAAGAGUACCCACACGAACCUCGAAAGAUCUGGCGGCUCAGCCGUCCGUGAUCUUUCCACAUCGGAGUCAUACUCAACAUAUGGGCCUUACGCACCACCAUGUUACCCAUCACAAUCUUACACAGAAAAGAGAUCUGUUGGCAUAUCCUUCCCCGAAGGUUACCCAACACAACCUCACACACAAAAGAGAUCUGGCGGCCUAACCUUCCCCGAAGGUUACCCGACACAACCUCACAACACAAGAGAUCUGAUGGCAUAA
Messenger RNA from Microthlaspi erraticum, 303 nucleotides. The record is from the annotation of a GenBank genome assembly. NCBI's taxonomy places the organism in Eukaryota, Viridiplantae, Streptophyta, Magnoliopsida, Brassicales, Brassicaceae.